Messenger RNA from Scomber scombrus (Atlantic mackerel), 2170 nucleotides. Its product is annotated as cathepsin A-like. The record is from RefSeq and is a predicted model, not a curated record. Lineage: Eukaryota; Metazoa; Chordata; Actinopteri; Scombriformes; Scombridae. Gene Ontology annotation, molecular function: serine-type carboxypeptidase activity. The coding region runs from base 120 to 1514 and encodes 464 amino acids. The transcript is spliced from 11 exons. Gene Ontology annotation, biological process: proteolysis.
AAAGGAAGUUACUGCAACAAACGAGCCUCGUCUUUCUCUUCCUCUUCUAUGCUUUUUUGACUGCAUGGUGUUUUGUAGUUUGUGGUUUUUCUUUUUGUCGCUGUCAGAGAGGUUUCGUGAUGUUUACCGGCGGUCUGCUGCUGCUGUGUUUGCUGACCGUGUUUCCGCUCGGCUCGCGGGCUCAGUAUGAUCCUGAUGAGGUUACACACCUGCCAGGUAUGACGUUCAAACCCAACUACCGUCAGUGGUCGGGGUACCUGCAGGCACGGCUGGGCAAGUUCCUACAUUAUUGGUUUGUGACCUCUCAGCGGGACCCAGUCAAAGACCCACUGGUGCUCUGGCUGAAUGGAGGACCAGGCUGCAGCUCACUGGAUGGAUUCCUGUCAGAAAAUGGACCCUUUCAUGUAAAUGAUAAUGGGGCCACGCUGUAUGAGAACAACUUCAGCUGGAAUAAGAUUGCCAAUGUGAUGUAUCUAGAAUCUCCUGCAGGAGUUGGUUAUUCCUACUCCGAUGAUAAAAACUAUGCCACAGAUGACGACCAGGUAUCGGAGGAUAAUUACAAAGCCCUGCAGAGUUUCUUUGCGAAGUUCCCAAACUUCACUCAGAAUGAAUUCUUCAUCUUUGGGGAAAGUUAUGGGGGAAUUUACGUACCAACCCUCAGCCUGCGUGUGGCUACAGGAAGUGCAAAAAUCAACUUCAAGGGCUUUUCAGUGGGAAACGGUCUCAGCAGUUUUGCUCUCAAUGACCAAAGUUUGAUCUACUUUGGUUACUAUCACGGCCUCUUUGGAGAAGACUUAUGGCGUGAUCUGAACAAAAACUGCUGUGAGAAGGGAACCUGUAAUUUCUACGACUCCAGUUCAGAGACCUGCAAGACACAGGUGGGUGUGGCCUUCAGUAUUGUGUAUGAGAGCGGCCUUAAUGAGUAUGCACUUUACUUGGAUUGCGAGGGUCGCAGUAGAUCCCUCAGAAGCUACGAGAGGACAAUGAGUCACCUGUUUAGGAACUACAUGAAACGCCCACAGACCCACCAGUUGUUAGGUCGAGUGCCUUCCUCCGUGUCUCUGGGUGAAGUCCCUCCCUGCAUCAACAGUACGGCUCAGACAAACUGGCUGAACAGAGGUGACGUGAGGAAAGCGUUACACAUUCCAGACACGCUGCCAGUGUGGGACAUCUGCAGUGAUGAAGUUGGAGGGCAAUACAAAAUCCUCUACCAAACAGUGAAGGACGUGUAUCUGAAGCUGCUCUCUCUGGGCGUCCGAGCGCUUGUCUACAACGGAGACACAGACAUGGCCUGCAACUUCCUGGGAGAUCAGUGGUUUGUGGAGGACCUUGGCCUGAAGCCAUCCACCAAGUACCAGUCCUGGAUUCACGAGGAUCAGAUUGCUGGUUUCUACCAACAGUUUGGAAACAUCACUUUUCUGACAGUCAAGGGUGCGGGACACAUGGUUCCACAGUGGGCUCCUGGUCCAGCUUUCCACAUGUUCCAGUCUUUCAUAACAAAUGGAUCCUACUGAGCCACAAUGGAGACUGCUUUCUGUGUUGCUGUGUUAUACCUGCACUUAUCACUUGAUUUGGAUAAUACAUUUUUCUCAGGGAAGAUGAAUUUGAAGGGAAAAGGACUGUUAGGGUACUUAUUCUUUGUUGUCUACGGUACAUGCAGUACACUGGGGGGUUUUGCCAACUUUUGAUUGUGUUAAUAUCCAUAUUGACCAAACAAAAUAAGGUGGUCUCCCAGUUACAAAAGAUCACAUAAUUAAGCAUAUAAAUAAAAUACUCAUUUAAAUAUGGUUGCUAAUCAGUUACUGAAGAACAGGCCCCUGUUUGCGCUUAUAAAAUCUCCACUGUCAAGUCAACUUUAUAUGAAAGGUUUUACACUAACCACACAAUAUGGAAGUGAAAACCAUCCUUAAAAGGUCGGCAUUUUGACCUCACUAUUUAAUUCCUUAAUGUCAAGAAUACAAACGCAAAUCAACAGUGUCCUUGUCCACAUACUUCAGCUGCACUGUACAUGAUCAAAUAACUUUCUGUGGCACUGAUGUGAAGCUGAAUCUUGGAGUGUUUUCAAUCAACUUUUUAGUGAAAAGAGGUGGUUCGACUGAACUUAACGCUUGAUCAAAGAUGCAAUUUUACUUGCUUUUGUCUUUUUAUUAAAGAUUUCAUUGAACUGUCA